CCUCGCCUUUCCUCUCUCUUUCUCUCUCUCACUCAGCUGUCCUGUUCCUGUUCGCAUUGGUAAGAUCUUUCGACUUUUGUCUCAGUUGGUCUUUUGAGUCUCACUGUUAUUCUCACGGGAAUGGGUUUUAGGAUUUUGAGGAGUGGUUAGGUAACAACAGGUCUUUCUUUAAUCUUAUUAUUAUGAUUAUUAUUAAAUCAACCUAUAUAAUUGAGAAGAACAGCAUUAGGUGAUAAUAGUUAGUAGUUUUUGAAAUAUACUGAUUUGAUUUUUUUUAUGGUGUAAUGAUGUAAUCAUCUUUUAUUCAGAGUCGAACCAAUUGACAAGAAUUUCUUAUUUUGACAUUUACAUGAAAUUGAUGCAACUGUUAACGUUAGAUAGUCUUAUAUAAACACUUUACUCCAAGCAUGAGGAAGUAAAGUUGGAUACUUGUUAUUUAAACCUAGCUAGAAAUAGUCAUCUCUCUCUCUCUCUCUCUCUUAUACUCUGUUGAAGUUGAAGCCUAAGUCGUAGCCGCCCUGCUCGCUGUCGACGGCGAUCGAAGAAGACGGAAACUCCCCACUCGCAGACGAUCGAAGACAGCAAACGGCAACAACUCAGGAUAUCCCUCUUUCAAUGUUUCUCUCUCAUCGAUUAAGUGCUUGGUCCUUACGUUGAGCAAAUUAGUCUAAAAAUAAAAAUAAAUAAAUAAAUAAAAUAAACAGUAAGGGAGUUCUCUGUGAGCUGCUGCAGCAGCUACCUCGACGACGUCCCAGCCCUGAUUGGCUCGCGCAUACCGCUUCAAUUUCAAUGGCCAAAAUUGGCGAAAGCUCUUCGUCUUCGUGCCAAACCACGGAUGCUAAGCCCGUGAUCGUUAGGGUUAAGCGCAAAGCAUUUCAGUCUCCACUAGAUGCUUUCUGGCUUGAGAUUAAUGAGAGGCCCCUGAAGCGCGCACUGUUGGAUUUUGAGAAUCUUUCAAUCACUGGUUCAGCUGGAAAAGUAGAGGAAUUUAAGAGUAAGAAGGUUUUGGUACGGCAUCUGGAGACUGCGGGCAGCACUGAGGCCACCAUUGAUAUUGUACAGUUGUUUGUGGAAUCAGAUUCUGCUGAUGCAACUGGAUCGAAAACAAAGGGUGAGGAACGAAAACACAAUUUAAAGAAGGAGAAUAUACAAGAUCAGCUUUUGUCUAAAGCCAGGAAAACACAAGAGGAAGUUGCAAAAAAUGCUCGUUUUGAACAAAUAUGGAGGAGCAGAAAGGGGGCAAAAGAGGUUAUGCAUGGCAAAUUACACGAAAUGUGCCAUUUCUAUGAUGUUGUCCGUGUAGAUGAUGAGGAAAGAGCCAAUGAGAAGCGACAGCAGGAAGAAACUUUAGAAGACCACAAGCUUAUGUGCAGUUAUUUGCCUCUUCUGAGGGAGUUUAUCCCAAGUGCUGCAGAAGAAAUUGAAUCAGAUUUACAAUCCUACAAAGUUGGAAAAGAGGACUAUGUGUAUGAUUUUUAUACUAUAAACAAUGAGGUAGACAUGGCCACUGUAGAUGCUUUGCACCCCUUUCCUCUGGUUCAAGUAGAUGAGGAGGAUUACUGCGAUGGGCCUGAUGCUUCAGAAUAUGGAAGCGAUGAUUCAAAUGAUGAAAAUAAUCCACUGAAUGAUUAUCCUGAUGAGAUAUCUGAUGGAGAAGACGAGGAUGAAGAAGUGGAUAGUAAAGCCUCCGAUAAAGAAUCAGGAGAAGAAAGUGCUAGUGAUGAAUCGACAGAAUCUGAGCACACAGAAUUGAAGGUCUUUCGUGAAGAUGAAGAACUAUUAUACGAAGAUGAUUAUGAAUAUGAAGAAGGUGACAGUGAUGAUUUUGUUGAUGAUGAUGACCAUGAUGUUGGUGGUUACGGUAAAGAUUGAUAUAUGGUCACAUUAAGUAAGUCGACUCCAACUAUGUUCUAGAAUUUAUGCUCUUAAUUUUGGUUAUCAUUAGAUGUUAGUAAGUUGUUGUUUGAAGUCAGUAAUGCUAGGAGCAUUUACACCUAACAAUUGAUUUUAACUACUUUUUCAAACUAAUAGUAGUUGAAACUAAUAUCACCCGAAUUUGGUUUUCUCUGUACAAACUUGAAUACACUAAUAAUACUUUUAUAGCUUUCAACUUUUGUA
Molecule: messenger RNA, 2118 nt
Organism: Cannabis sativa
Lineage: Eukaryota; Viridiplantae; Streptophyta; Magnoliopsida; Rosales; Cannabaceae
Product: RNA-directed DNA methylation 4
Exons: 12
Coding region: 790-1872 (360 amino acids)
Source: RefSeq, a predicted model, not a curated record